CUAACCUACAAUACAAGUCACAACCACCACCAAAUGACGUGUACUAAAUGAAAACACGAACGCGUGAACUUGACAUUGAAAGUUUGUGCUUGUAAUUGCAUUUUUUUUAAGGCUCAAAUAUUUUAUCGUGUAUGUUAUGUGCUUAUUAGUAACCUGUUAGGUAUACAAUUUUCUGUUUGUGUGUUGAGAAAUAAGUCUUAUGGCUUUUUGUGAAUACUAAUUUGGGAAAGAGCAGUUACCUAGAAGAUAAUUGUACAAAAAUUCAUUCUGUUGACACCACAAACAGUCUGAAGCAUGUUGGAUCCUGGAAUGUUUCGUUAUCUUAAACAGCAUCGAUUUCAUGUUGGACGACCUUAUAAAUUGUCUCUGGGGAUUAAAUACAGAGGUCAAAGUUUUCGAGUUUCUCAAAUCCGUUUACAGUCAACGGCACCUACCAAUUUAGUGCAUAGCAACUUGGCUGCAGAUAUUAUUGCCUCAAAUAGUACUGGCAUAUCACAUUCUUACUGGCCAUAUGCUUUCAUUCAGAAUGCCGUAAAUGGCAUCCACUGUAUCUCGGGAGCUCCUUGGUGGGCUUCAAUCAUUCUUACUACAAUUGGUAUUCGCUCUUUAAUGCUUCCACUUACACUACGGUCUAUGAAGAAUGCUAGAGCAUUAUCACAUAUUCAGCCCCGAGUGAAAAAGUAUGUGGAUGCAAUGAAAGCAGCAAAACUGGAGAACGACACGUACGCUGUCACUCAGAAUGCUUAUGCGAUUCAAAAAAUAUACCGAUCUAACAAUAUAAAUCCCUUAACGGUAGCAAUUUCUCCAAUAAUACAGGCAACAGUGUUUAUUAGCUUUUUUUACGGACUUCGAAAAAUGUCACAGGCCUCUAUUGCAGGAUUCAAUAGUGGCGGUCUAUUAUGGUUCAGAGACUUGACAACCUAUGAUCCAUACUAUAUUCUGCCCACGCUUAAUGGCUUGCUUGUAUUUCUUUCCUUUCGUGAAAACGCAAGAUUCGGUACUUCAUCAGCUGCGUCUUCUGUACACAUGCAAACGUUUAUGCAACUAUUCUGUUUACUAACGCCAUUUAUAACGUGUCAUGUUCCAUCCUCUGUCUUUUUGUAUUGGAUACCUAGCACUAUGUUUACCGCAAUCCAAGCACUUGUUACUCGCAGACUCGAUCGAGCAAAGCUUUCAAAUACCAAAGAUCCUGUCAUUCGACAAGGUAGUUUUCCUCAGCAAGUCAAGGAAAUGCUGAAAGCUAUCAAGGACAAUUUCCACCAAAGCUAUUCAAAGUACCAGCAAUUGAGUUAUACACGCUCCUUGAGGGACAAAAGUGCCGUUAAUUUAUUGAGAAACACCGCAAAUCAGCACAAAAAUAAAAGGAAAAAGCAUUCAUAACUUAAGCAUUAUUGAAUUUACGAAUAUUAACUUUGAUUGUCACACAACACUUGCAAAUGCAAUUUAUUAUCUACACUUAGAUACCUCAAAAUCAUCUUUGCUGACAUUUUUUAUUUUUUUAUUUUUUAUUAUUUGGAAGGCCGAACAUUAUACAGAACUAUGAAAGAAUGAAAAGGUCUGUAAAGGCAUCACUCAUUAUGAUUAUUAGUAAACCAUUUCUCAUUU
Schizosaccharomyces japonicus yFS275 is the source of this 1605-nucleotide messenger RNA. RefSeq names its product inner membrane translocase Oxa101. Gene Ontology annotation, molecular function: membrane insertase activity. The record is from RefSeq and is a predicted model, not a curated record. Bases 295 to 1380 code for a protein of 361 amino acids. Gene Ontology annotation, cellular component: membrane; mitochondrial inner membrane. Lineage: Eukaryota; Fungi; Ascomycota; Schizosaccharomycetes; Schizosaccharomycetales; Schizosaccharomycetaceae. The transcript has 3 exons.